Cokeromyces recurvatus is the source of this 1822-nucleotide messenger RNA. Its product is annotated as threonine ammonia-lyase, biosynthetic. The record is from RefSeq and is a predicted model, not a curated record. Gene Ontology annotation, biological process: L-threonine catabolic process. The coding region runs from base 146 to 1561 and encodes 471 amino acids. Gene Ontology annotation, molecular function: threonine deaminase activity; pyridoxal phosphate binding. Lineage: Eukaryota; Fungi; Mucoromycota; Mucoromycetes; Mucorales; Mucoraceae. The transcript has 4 exons.
AGAACAUCUAUAUACUUUCUUCUUUAGACACAUACACAUACACACACACACACACACACACACACACACACACACGCAUACAUACAUACAUACAUACAUACAUACAUACAUACAUACAUAUAGAUAUACAUACAGAUAUACAAUCAUGAAAGAGAAAACAGAAGAUAAUAAUGAACAACCUGAUUACCUUCGUAUGGUUUUAACUGCUAGAGUUUAUGAUAUUAUUAAAGAGACUCCACUUCAAGAAGCUGUUAACUUGAACUCAAAGCUUGAUAGCAAAAUCUUUUUAAAACGAGAAGAUCUUCAUCCAGUCUUUUCAUUCAAGAUUCGUGGUGCUUAUAAUAGAUUAGCUCAUCUAACAGAAGAAGAGAAAAAGAGAGGUGUUAUUGCUUGUUCGGCUGGUAAUCAUGCACAAGGUGUAGCUAUCUCUGCUCAAAAGUUAGGUAUUAAAGCUAAAAUUGUUAUGCCUGUUCCUACUCCUGCCAUUAAGUGGCGUAAUGUUCAACGAUUAGGAGCCGAAGUUGUCUUGUUUGGUAAUGAUUUUGAUGAAGCGAAAAAGGAAUGUGCACGAUUAACUCUUGAAGAAGGACUUAAAGAUAUUCCACCCUUUGAUGAUCCUUAUGUUAUUGCUGGUCAAGGUACGAUUGGUAUGGAAAUCCUUCGACAAUAUAAUGUGAAUGAGAUCUCUAGCAUCUUUAUACCUAUCGGUGGUGGAGGAUUAAUCGCUGGUAUUGGCUCUUAUGUCAAACGUAUUGCUCCUCAUAUUAAAAUCAUAGGUGUUGAAACAUCAGAUGCUUGUGCUAUGAAGGAAAGUUUGGAUGUAAAUCAUCGAGUUCUUCUAAAUGAGGUAGGGUUAUUUGCAGAUGGUGCAGCCGUACGUAUGGUGGGUGAAGAAAAUUGGAGACUUGCCAAAGAUUUGAUUGAUGAAGUCAUUCUUGUUGAUAAUGAUGAAGUAUGUGCAGCUAUCAAAGAUAUAUUUGAAGAUACUCGCUCAGUAUGUGAACCUACAGGUGCACUUUCUUUAGCAGCUAUCAAGAAAUAUAUUCAACUUAAUCCUAAAACUAAAAAAGAUGUUCAUGUGGCUAUCGUUUCAGGUGCUAAUGUCAACUUUGACCGUCUUCGAUUCAUUGCUGAAAGAGCUGAACUAGGUGAACAAACAGAGGCGUUUUGUACGGUUGUUAUUCCUGAAAGACCAGGCAGUUUUAUCCGUAUGAUCGAUCAAGUGAAUCCACGGGCUGUCACUGAAUUUUCUUAUCGAUAUAAUGACCCUGAUAAAGCCCACAUCUAUAUCUCUUUCAAGGUCACGAAUCGAGAAAGAGAAGUGAGAGAGGUGAUAGAAGGAUGGCGUAAGGAAGGCAUGGAAGGUGUUGAUGUAAGUGAUAACGAGUUGGCAAAAUGUCAUGCACGCUAUAUGGUGGGUGGAAGUCGACCGAUGAAUGAACGUGUGUUUAGAUUUAUAUUUCCAGAACGACCUGGUGCUUUGACAAAGUUCUUGGUUGAAAUGAAUUCUUCUUGGAACGUGUCAUUAUUUCAUUAUCGUAAUCAUGGUGAUGGUAAGUAACAUUCAUUAUUAUAAUCAUCAUAGGCCAAUCUAUUGAUAUUUUUUUUUUAUUCAUUUAUUUAUUUAUUUUAGAUAUGGGUAAAGUUUUUGUAGGUAUUCAAGUUCCUCCUGAAGAUACAGACCAAUUUAAUGAAUAUUUAACCAAGCUUGGAUAUCAAUAUAAAGAAGAAACAGACAACGUUGUUUAUAAAUCAUUCUUAUGUUAAUUACAGUUAAAUAAAAAUAAAUAAAUAAAUUAUAGAACUAUUGUACAUAAUAAUA